CUUCCGGCCUCCCUCAAAGCGGCCAUGUUAGCUACUCAUGGUUUUGUUCAGCGGCUAAGAGGCGCCGAAGCGCCCGCUCACGGCGGAGGGGACGACGAGGAGGCGCGGGAGGAGGCGCCGUCCCCGCGGCGCAGGCGGCUCUGAGGCUUGGCGACGCCGCCCGGGGCCCCGCGCCAGGCCCGAGCCAGGGAGCGCCGCGCCCGGCGCCUCGUCUCCCGCCGCUCCCGGCGCCGCUCCGCCCCCGAGGCUGAUGGCGGCGGCCGCGCGGAGGGAGCCGGCUCAGGGCAGUGUGACCUUUGAAGAUGUGGCCGUGUACUUCUCCUGGGAGGAGUGGAGUCUCCUUGAUGAGGCUCAGAGAUGCCUGUACCAGGAUGUGAUGCUGAAGAACUUGGCACUGAUAACCUCCCUGGAUUGUUGGCAUGGAGCAGAAGAUGAGGAGACACCAGCUGAGCAGAGCAUUUCUGUACAAGGAGUGUCACGGAUCAGGACUCCCAAGGCAGGUGUGUCUCCCCAGAAUGCCCAGCCUUGUGAAAUGUGUGGCCCGGAAUUGAGAGACAUUUUCCACUUGACUGAGCACCAGGAAACACAUUGUUGGCAGAAGCUGUACAGGAUGGGGGCAUGUGAGAAACAGUUGUAUUUCAGUGCAAAACUUCAGCCCCAGAAGCAGCACACUGGAGAGAAGUGCUUCAGAAGCAACAUGGGCAGAGCCUCAUUUGUGAAGGACUACAAAUUCUGUGUGUCAGGGAAGCCCUUUUCCUGUGAGGAGGUUGUGAGGGACAUCGUGGCUAGCUCAGGAUUUCUCCAGUGUCAGGCCACACACACCAGGGAAAAGUCAAAUAGGAGAACUGAAUGUGGGGCAGCCUUUCAUAAGGGAAACACUCAGUACACCUCUGGAGAACGCACAAAAGACUUUGAUUGCAAACACACACUUGUUCAGCACCAGAGAGUCCUCACUAGAGAAAAAAACUACAUGUGCAGCGAAUGUGGGAAAUCUUUUAGCACGAGCUACAGCUUCAGUGACCAUUGGAGAGUUCACACUGGGGAAAGGCCUUAUGAGUGUGGGGAGUGUGGGAAAUCCUUUAGGCAAAGCUCUAGCCUCAGUCAACACCGGAGAGUUCAUACAGGAGCAAGGCCUCACGAGUGUGAUGAAUGUGGAAAAUCGUUUAGCAACAAAUCCAACCUCAUUAAACACAGGAGAAUUCACACUGGAGAAAGGCCAUAUGAGUGUAGUGAAUGUGGGAAAACCUUUAGUGAAAGCUCUGCACUCCUUCAACACCAGAGUGUUCACACUGGAGAAAGGCCUUAUGAGUGUAGUGAGUGUGGGAAAUUCUUUACCUACCACUCCAGUCUCAUUAAACACCAGAGAGUUCACUCUGGAUCAAGGCCCUAUGAGUGCAGUGAAUGUGGAAAAUCCUUUACUCAAAACUCCAGCCUCAUUGAGCACCGUAGGGUUCAUAGUGGAGAAAGGCCUUAUAAAUGCAGUGAAUGUGGGAAAUCAUUUAGCCAAAGCUCUGCGCUUCUUCAGCAUCGGAGAGUUCACACUGGAGAAAGGCCUUAUGAAUGCAGUGAAUGUGGGAAGUUCUUUACUUACAGCUCCAGUCUCUUAAAACACCAGAGAGUUCACACUGGAUCAAGGCCCUAUGAGUGCAGUCAAUGUGGGAAAUCGUUUACUCAAAGCUCCAGCCUUAUUAAACACAGGAGAGUUCACACUGGAGAAAGGCCUUAUGAGUGCAGUGAAUGUGGGAAAUCUUUUAGCGACAGCUCUGGUCUCAUUAAACAUCGAAGAGUUCAUGCUGGAUAAAGGCCUGAUGAAUGCAGUGAAUCUGGGAAAUUGUUUAGCCACAGCUCCAAUUUCAGUAAUCACUAGAGUGUUCAAACUGGAGAAAGGCUUUAUGAGUAUUUGAAUGUGGGGAAUUUAGCUACAAUACCAGGCUCCUAAACACUAUAACUUCACAUUGGACAAAGGCCCUAAUGAGUGUGGCAAAUGUGGGAAAUCGUUUAAGCCAAGUCUAACUUCAUUACACCCCAGAGACUUCACAGUGGAGAAAA
Molecule: messenger RNA, 2049 nt
Organism: Equus caballus (horse)
Lineage: Eukaryota; Metazoa; Chordata; Mammalia; Perissodactyla; Equidae
Product: zinc finger protein 154
Biological process (GO): regulation of transcription by RNA polymerase II
Cellular component (GO): nucleus
Molecular function (GO): DNA-binding transcription factor activity, RNA polymerase II-specific; RNA polymerase II cis-regulatory region sequence-specific DNA binding
Source: RefSeq, a predicted model, not a curated record